AUGGAUCCACGAAAAGCUAGACCACCAAACCCAACGGUCGAUCAUAACGCAUUCAAAGGAAAGAAGCCGAACAAAGUCAUUUCUGUACCUGUCGGGUUCCGCCGCUCCACUUAUGCCAGAGAACGAGAGCAGAUCGUCAGUGAUGUCAAAGUCAGCACAGGAUGCGCCGUAAUUCCACAUUGGAGUUACAGGCGGGAUCAAAACGAAAGCAUUAUCUAUCAGUUUGAUAUCUUCGGGACUGGCACAGCUCUGGAGAAAGCUGUUCGUCACAUCAAUCAGUGGAUAUCGAAAGCACAGACCAAAACAAAGGACUCGUCGGCAUGGGCAAAGACGCCGGCGUUCGACCCGAACAAGUGGUAUUACGAGCAAGUUGAUGAUUUAAAGCAAAGACACAAACAAAGCUUCAAAGAAGCACCAUCUGAAGAUGAUACUCUGGAAACCGUGGUACACUGGCCUGCCGAACUCGACGACCGUGAUAUUUCGCCUCGAGAUGCCUUUGGCAAUAAGCUAGAGUUCUUGGACACCCUCAGAACGCGCAAUGAAGUGUUCAUCACUCUCUUGGGGAACAGGAGUAGCGACUGGCAACUGAAGAUCCAGUCUCAUGACGCUGCAAACCUUGAAGUGGCUGUAGAGGAGACGAAGAAUAUGAUUGAGAAAAUAAAGACUGAGGAAAUGGGGCUCUGCUCAACCAACAUGAUUCUAGACGACAAGGAAGGCAUGGAAGUCGUUUUCAGACAACCUGAUACAUGGUGGCCGAAAAUUGAGAAUCGGACUUCACCCCGCUUUCUUCCAAGCGACAUGAUGGACCCUCCUGGUAGUUUUCGCGGACAGACACUGCGUUUAUUGGAGCUUCAAACGAUUCAGUGUUCGUUCCAGUUGGCUCUCGAGGCCGUGAGACAUAGAAAAGGCGCGUACGAUUUGGUUGUGCGUCUGGGCUGUCUAUCAGUUCGCUCAGACGAGAUCAAGAAUGAAAAGGUUGAGGUCAAAUACAGCAAGGCGACAUUUUUGAGAUCAAUCAACGGUCACCUUCCACUGGGUGUUGAGAGAUGGCUGGCCAACGAUACAUCCGGUCAACAGAUGCUGAGAUCCCUCUGCUCAUCUGACAAACUCCUCGAACCCAUCAAAUCCUCUAGCUACUCCGGCUAUAGACCUGACACACUCAAGAAGACUAGACCAACGUUCCGAGGGAUAUGGAUAUUCCGAGAUCCAAACACUUCCCCAGUUGACCUGCCGCGUGAACGCACCCGCCACUCUGGGAGACCAGCGACUUCUGGUCAAACGCCUGUGACUGUGCCACCAAAGUACGUCCUAGCCCAAGUUGACUGGAUUGAUGAUAACGAAGGUUUGUAUUGGAAGGACACGCCGCGGUUCUAUGAGCUGGACACAGGCGCCGUAGGUCCCAAGCAGCACAUGGAUAUCAAACUACUGGAACUAGGAGAGGGCCGUGGGUGGGACUUUGCACUGGAGUCCAUAAAACCUGUGUCCGCAAAGAGUAUGUCGCCCCUCCUUACUCGGUUUAUGGAGGGUGUGAGGAUGAAAUGUGGUUACAAUCCCCAGUCCGCCGACCUCUUUGCUGAAUGGGAGAAAUCACCGGCUGUCAAGAAUUACCUAGUGACUGAACGUUUGAUUGUCAUCUACUCCUUCGGAAUCAAGGAGACAUCCUACAAGGUCGAAAUCGCACGCAUCUGGCAUACGGGUCGGCAGCCAGUAUGGAGUCUUGGUGUUCGUCAUGCCGAGUGGGCAAACCGUCUUUCAGAGCUGGAGCAUCUUCCCACCGGUCGCAAGGCCAACUGGGGUAAUACCAUUACCAGUUUCCUUCCAAGUGACGGACAGUCUUCAUACAACACCGUUGACGAAGACGAGGACUUAGGCUUAAGUAACCUCGAUCUUGGUUCUGACGUUGAAGCGCCUCCUCAGGAUGGUAUCCGCAUUCUGAUAGACAAGCUGCUUCAGAUUUCGGCCGUUGUCAGCUCGGUCAGGAAAGAUGAGGGAGUUGUUGCUGUAUGA
Bipolaris maydis ATCC 48331 is the source of this 2007-nucleotide messenger RNA. The record is from RefSeq and is a predicted model, not a curated record. NCBI's taxonomy places the organism in Eukaryota, Fungi, Ascomycota, Dothideomycetes, Pleosporales, Pleosporaceae.